Hydatigera taeniaeformis is the source of this 927-nucleotide messenger RNA. The record is from the annotation of a GenBank genome assembly. NCBI's taxonomy places the organism in Eukaryota, Metazoa, Platyhelminthes, Cestoda, Cyclophyllidea, Taeniidae.
AUGGAUAGUGGCCCAGUUCAAAAUGGGUGUACGUCCACCUGCUUUGGCAGAACAACUGGUGCAAAUGAUAGACUAAGGACGUCCUUAGCCAAGCCCACAGUCGAGGAAAUGAGGUUGGCGAGCAAGAGAGCCAAGCAAAUAUGGCAGAACUGGAAUAAACUCUCCCUAGAGGACGACGUCAUGUGGUACAAAGACGAUGAUGAGACAGGUUCUACGAGCCUCGUGGUACCCGGUUCCUUGGUGCAGCCAUCACUGUUGGAGUUGUAUGAGCAACUUGGCCAUGUGGGGGACAGGAAGAUGCUUGACAUAGCAAGGAAGAGGUAUUGGUGGUCUUCGAUGACAUCGGACGUCCCUGAUUUUUGCUGCGCAUGCGUUACGUGUACCAACCUGAAGAACUCGACGCGCAAGGCGAUGGCUCCUCUGGACCCGAUGGCCACGGGCUUUUCUGGGGACAUUAUAGGUUCCCUUCCCACGGCUCCUAGAGGAAACCGCUAUAUUUUGGUGAUGUUAGGCUAUUUCACCAAGGUCGCGGAAGCCGAGCCACUGUGGGCGCAAGAUGCUGAGUCAUGCGUCUUGCGACUAAAAGAGAACCUCAGGAAAGUUUUGGAAUUUGCGCGCAGACAACUGCAGAAAGCAUACGAUAGACAGAGCCGAACAAGCGUCUUUAAAGAGAGUGACUUGGUGCAAUUGUAUAGACCAAUCCCCCCGCCAGGAACCCAUCGGAAAUUCUACCACCCCUGGAGCAAGGAACCCUACCGGAUAAUCAAAGUCCUGCCGCCCACGAAUUAUCUCGUCCGGAACGCGGAGAUCGUUACUCGGCCUCAAACAGUACAUCAUAACGAGAUUAGGGCAUAUACGGGUCCAUCCCCAGAAGGUUACGAAGGCGAAGUCUAUGCGGUACCAGAAAAAGAGCAUGCGUCCGAUUGA